Messenger RNA from Penicillium roqueforti, 2307 nucleotides. RefSeq names its product putative lipase. The coding region runs from base 1 to 2307 and encodes 768 amino acids. Gene Ontology annotation, biological process: triglyceride catabolic process. NCBI's taxonomy places the organism in Eukaryota, Fungi, Ascomycota, Eurotiomycetes, Eurotiales, Aspergillaceae. The record is from RefSeq and is a predicted model, not a curated record. The transcript has 3 exons. Gene Ontology annotation, cellular component: cytosol. Gene Ontology annotation, molecular function: sterol ester esterase activity; triacylglycerol lipase activity.
AUGAUAGACCAUGUUUUGGGGAGGCCUUCGACCCGCUUCCGCAAGAUCCAAGUAUUUGCAGUGGUUUCCUUCUGGUCGGUUUACUUAUUAAGAGCAGAUAGACAUGGCCCGCCGUUUAUUCGAUCGCUCUCAGCCCGCCUCACAGGAAAGUUGACAGCAUGGCAGACAACAGUGAUCAUAUUCCUCUGGCUCUACCUCAGCCGGAACUUCGCCAAGAUUGUCGGGCUAGAAUGUCCUGAACCAUUGGCAAACAUGUACUCGCGGUCCUUCUUCCGAGCAACAUGGAUAACCACUGGUUUGGAUGCUGGGUUUUGGACCGCGAUGAACAUAAAGUCAAAAUGGCUCCGAGAUAUAGCCUCACUAGUAUUCACAGCCUACUACCUAAUCGCUGCUGAACAAGCCGAUGAGAAGGUUCGCCGGGUCCGUGCUACCCUGACAUUGGAGCACCUGCGCGUGUCUUGGAAUAAACCCACCACCCCUUACCUGUGGUCAUUGGCAAAACUGCUACGGCCGCGAAUGACUCAGUUCCCGGCUCGGGCAAUUCGAAUUCCUCGCCCGGCACAGUCUGUGUACACCGACCCAGUGAAUGCAUGGCUUUAUUUCGAUGGUCCGUUGAGUGCGCUCCGAGAUCAGAGUCUCAUUGUGCUGGAUGUACCUGGUGGUGGGUUUGUGGCUAUGAGUCCCAGAAACUCAGAGGACAAGCUAUUGUCUUGGGCGGGACGGCUCAAGGUUCCCGUUCUGAGUAUCGAUUAUAAGAAGGCACCGGAAUUCGCAUACCCGUAUGCGCUGCAUGAAUGCUACGAUGUCUACCAUAGCAUCAUUGCCACGAACGGUCGUUGUGUGGGUCUGAGUGGUAGGGCUCGUCCUAGGAUCCUUGUCACUGGCGAGAGCGCCGGUGGCAACCUGGCAGUGGGCAUGACCUUGAUGGUGUUGCAGUCUGCGAUGGCUCAGGGCUGGCGUGGGGAUGAUGUGCUUCCGGCCCCGGAUGGUGUGGUUUUGGGAUACCCUGCGUUGAAUAUGAAGGUUGAGAGCUGGAUGAGCGAUGAGCAGAUGUCAUUGAUCCAGGAGAAGAGCACCCGUCAGACAAACCGCGGUGUUCUGCAACGGAAACAGGAUGAAUACCGUAAACUCACACCAUUCACAUCGCCAGGUCGUUCGGUCGAAGAUCUAACUGCUAUCUCACCACCGGAGAAGGCAAAGGAUAACAAAGAAGCCAAUGUGGCCACUGAAGCGGCCAGAGCACUGGAAAAGAAACUCCAAAAGAGCGAGGACCUAGCCCCGAAGCCUGCCGUUAAAGCAGAAGAUGAAGUCAAACCAAUAAAGACCAGACUAGCCGUCUCGUCCAUGAUUACCUAUGUUCACGACCGCAUUCUCACACCUGAGAUGACACGUGCGAUGAUCAUUCUCUAUAUUGGACCCCACCAUCGCCCUGACUUCAACACCGAUUUCCUCCUGUCUCCCGUCCUGGCUCCAGAUGCUUUACUUGCCCGCUUCCCGAAAACAUAUAUCAUGACCGGAGAGCGAGAUCCUCUAGUCGAUGACACGGUGAUAUUUGCAGGCAGACUGCGUCAAGCAAAGCUGCAUCACUUCCGUGAGCGCCAGGACCUAGGGUUGGAGAGGGCCAAUCGCCCCUUCAACGAGCGAAACUACGUCGAGAUCUCCCUGAUCCCCGGUAUUUCACACGGCUUCAUGCAGAUGGCUGGCUUCUUCCCCGACGCGUGGAAGUAUAUCCAUCGCAGUGCGGACUGGCUAGAAAGCCUGUUCCAAAUUAUCAAGACUAACAACUUCGAGGCGGAUUUACUUGAUCCUGACCGGGAUGCGAGUAUUUUGAAUGCCAGUACUUCCCUCAAAUCAAACGCCCCAAAAAGCGGACGUAACCACCGUCGCAAGUUCACUGGCGAGUCUUCGGGUGAUGACGACAGACCAUUAGAGAUGAGCAUGAGCAAGACCACGCUUGCUAGUGGCGAGGAUGCAUUUGCAUCAAAGCCUGAACACCGCACUCGUCGGAGGAGAUCACGUUCCUCUUUCGCUUCCUCGCGGAUUACAGGGUUUACAUCGCUAGGAGAUGACCGCAACGCCAAGGAGGAUUUCAUCGCUAAGCUCCGAUGCUUGGAAAGAGCGGGUCGUUCUGACCCUUUCGAUCCGGACGAGACAAAUAGUGCACCUGAAAGUCCGAGUAUAGUUCGUCCGAGAAGACGGAGCAUCGCUUCCCUUGAUAGUGAAGAGGAUUUGCUGGAUCGUCGCAUGAACGGGCUCGCUGGUGGGUUGAUGGGGAUCGGGGAAGGGGCACAGACUCCCGGGCUGUGA